AGGCGCGCUCACCAAACUCGCGAUAACGAGACCAAAAAUAAGUGCUGCACGCAUCAGGGGGUUCAGAGCCGCAUUGCUCUGACAGCGGCGAUUGCUGUCGCCCGCGCGCGCUCGACAGACUGCCAUACCACACCCAGCAUCAAACUACAGUAAUCACCGCGCGCCGACGCCGCGAAGCGAUACGAGUCGCACGCCUGCUCAGAACAAGCCGAAGCCACCAUCCCAGCACGCGCGCGAAGCAAUAACAUGUCGUCGCCGCGCAGCGUCAUAGCCCAGGCCGCGACCGAAAAAAGACACGCGACGUGGCAAGAAACCCUACAGCAAGCGAAGAAGAAGCACCGCCCGAAACUCGCCGACUGGACCCGCGACGGCUUCGCGACGCGGCGGCGCACCGAGGUUGAAAGACUUGACGCGGUCCCCAAGUGCGCUUCACCAAUAACGCGCGUCGACGCGGGCAUCGCGCCCGCCGACUUCGCGACGCGCUUCGAGCGUCGAAGCGAGCCUUGUUUAGUGACGAACGUGCCCGAGCGAGAAGGCUGGGCGCUCCGGAACUGGACAUCAAUAAACGGACGACCUACGAACCGCGGCGACCUCGACGUAUUCCGGAUGAAGGUCGGGGAGGACGACGACGGGAAGACGGUCCGCGUUUCACUGAGAGACUUUGUGAGCUAUGCGCGGUUCAACCGGGACGAUAGUCCGCUGUACGUCUUCGACCAGGCCUUCUGCGAGAAGCACGGCCGGGAUUUCUACAGCAUACCGAAAUUCUGCGCGAGGGACGACCUCUUCGAGCUCGUGGGUGAAAACAGAAGGCCGCCGUACCAGUGGUUUCUCCUGGGACCGCAGCGGAGCGGCACGUGCGUCCACAUCGAUCCGCUCGGCACGGCGGCCUGGAACACGCUCCUCGCGGGGCGGAAGCGCUGGGUCCUCUUCGAGCCCGGCACGUCCAAGAAAGUCGCGACGGGGUCGCACUUAGUCAAGGCGGGCGAGGACGACGAGGCCGUGAACUACUUCGUGGACAUCCUGCCAAGGAUCAGACAAACGUACCCCCACGCGCGGCGCAUCGAGGUCGUGCAGCGGCCCGGGGAUACAUUAUAUGUGCCGGCAGGGUGGUGGCACGCGGUUCUCAACUUGGACGACACGGUCGCCGUGACGCAGAACUUCGUGUCUCGAAGUUCGUUCGACGGCGCCUGGGACCGGACGCGGUCCGGUCGCAAGGGCAUGGCGCGUGCGUGGCUGGCGAAGCUCGAAGCGUCGGACGACCCGGAGCUCCGGGCGCUGGCCGCCCGGGCGAGGCUGCAGCCGCCGGUGCCCCGCAUUGUCUAAGAAGCUUUGUUUGUGA
This is a messenger RNA of Pelagomonas calceolata, 1339 nucleotides long. The record is from the annotation of a GenBank genome assembly. NCBI's taxonomy places the organism in Eukaryota, Pelagophyceae, Pelagomonadales, Pelagomonadaceae.